Molecule: messenger RNA, 628 nt
Organism: Paramuricea clavata
Lineage: Eukaryota; Metazoa; Cnidaria; Anthozoa; Malacalcyonacea; Plexauridae
Source: the annotation of a GenBank genome assembly
AUGGCAGACGAAAAUACAAUUAAUGUCGUACUGAAAGUUGUACGUAAGGCAAAUCGAACAAAAUAUGAUACAUACAGUCAACAAAAUGUAGAAAUGUUUGACAAUGUCGAUGAAUUGAAAGAGUUUUUGUUGCGCAAUUUUUCUGUGGAACUAUCACCUGCUACGACGACAAGCUCAUUCAAUCUUGGGUAUAUUGCUGGAACAAAUAGGCAGGUGGUGAUAGCAAACGACAUCAACCUGGCCGAAGCAUAUUCUGUUGCUAAAGCAGGUUGGAUAACACUGUGGGCAGAGGCAAUUGUACCCCCUGCAGUGGCAGCAUCAAGAGGAACCAAACGAAGCCUCUCCCAUGCAACUGAUGACCUGGCAACAAACCCCAGUGGUAAUGGUAUUUACUUAACUUGUACAUCAUUUGAAAAAUGUUGUCUGUCUUACAAUUUCCAGCUAGGUAAAGUUAUACUCAAAUAUAUAAUAUUAGGCUACAGCCUACAGUAGUAAUAAAAUACAAUUCAUAUCCAUAGGAUCAAAUUCUUCUGAAGCGGCAGGCUAUGAAAGUACAUUACAGCGACUCAAAACGAAGCAUAGUUCCGAUUACCCUAAAUUUAAACUUAGGGUUUGGGCUAAAAUGUUG